AUCAAUGUCAAGAUUUUGAAUAUGUAAAACGUAUGAUAUUUAUAGCAUGAAAUAAUUCUUUAUGAGUAGAACAUACUGAAAAUGAAGAUUUAUUUGAUUUUUGGAUUCCUAAUUCAGAUUGUUGCAUCUGCCUGUCCAAAUGGAUGGUUGAUCCAUGAUGGAAACUGUUACCACUUUAGCCACGAUGUUGAAUCUUGGACAGGGGCAUAUAGUAUGUGUAAAAUUCUUGGGGGACAGUUAUUGGAGAUAAAUGGGGCAGCAGAGAAUCAAUUUGUAAGCAGCCAAGUUAAAAUUUCUGGAAGAGACUAUUGGAUUGGACUUUCCGAUGUCAAUGAGGAAGGUAGCUGGAUUUGGAUGACAAGCAUGGCAAAACUGAGUUAUUCUAACUGGUCACCAGGGGAGCCCACUGCUACAAACGUAAACCAUGACAUAGAAAACUGUGUGAUGAUUUACAAAACCAACGGGAUGUGGAAUGAUUUAGCGUGUCUCCACACUAAUUUCUAUAUUUGUGAAAAAAUCUGA
This is a messenger RNA of Ruditapes philippinarum (Manila clam), 522 nucleotides long. RefSeq names its product perlucin-like protein. Lineage: Eukaryota; Metazoa; Mollusca; Bivalvia; Venerida; Veneridae. The transcript has 4 exons. Bases 82 to 522 code for a protein of 146 amino acids. The record is from RefSeq and is a predicted model, not a curated record.